Python bivittatus (Burmese python) is the source of this 3710-nucleotide messenger RNA. Lineage: Eukaryota; Metazoa; Chordata; Lepidosauria; Squamata; Pythonidae. The record is from RefSeq and is a predicted model, not a curated record.
AACAUCUGAAAAAACGAUGAAAAGCUAGAAGAUGGAAAAGAUACAUGAAUUAAAAACUGAAAGUAUAUAAAAAUGAGAAUGUAAGAAAAGGGGUGGGAGCAUUAGAAGGAUGUAGGGGAGCAGAAAAGGUUAGUAUGUGGAAGGUGAUCACGUUACAGAGCACUCUAAGAUGGCGAAGUCGGGGCUCAUGAAACCUAGUUUACGGCACAGGUCACCAUCCGAUGAAUUUUGCGCGCUGCUGCACAGAACCUGGCAACAUGGUAUGUUGUACCAGGAUUGGUAUCUGAAAGGAUUAACAUUAAAAUAUUUCCCCAUAAAUCUAGGUAUUAUUCCAGAAAGAUGCCAGUCACUCACAAGACCAAAUCAGAUGGGUCAGUGAGCCCCCAAAUGUUUUGCAUCGCCAACAAAGAAAAUCUGGCAUCCGUCCUUGAGGGGGCAUUUUUUGGGGCAUCCAAUAAGCUUGAAAUAAAAUCUGAUGAAUCCUUUUUAGUCUUCAAGACUAAGACUAUGGUUUCCAGCACCAGGAUGGAUUCACGCAGCCUCGGAAGCAGGGGGGAUUCCAGGGGGUCCGAAACCAGCUGCCUUGGUGUUUUGGGCUGGGAGGUGUUCGGUGCCACAGAGCAGCUGCCGGUGCUCCUGCUGCGUUGCCUCCUCGGGCAGGAGGCGGCCUGGAUGGUAGGUUUUGUGGGAGCCCAGCCCGCCUGGCAAGGUCAGGCUGUUGGCGAGUACAGGCGGGUGCUCUCGGGCAUCAAGUAAAGGUGGCUUUAUCUUUGUAAGCCUCAUGUAAAAGGUUUGUACUAAGUUUGCUGCCCCUGCUGAUGCCAUAGUUAAGUUUGCUUUGGCCUGCUUCUGUGGGGCUGCACUUUAUUAAUUCACACUGAUUUCCUUUGCAUUCCCGAGUCAUAAAUUGCCUUGAACACAACUGAAAAUGCUGAGUGAAACCAACCGAGUCCCUGCAGAGCCUUGGAGAGCGAGGGGCGUAUUUCGUGGAGGAUGCGUUGAAGCCUCUUCUCUCCAGGAUGGGGGGGCGCAUUUUCUGCUGGAGGAAGAUGCUGUGCUGGACCUCCAAAGAACCCAAACUGGCUGAGGGGACGCGGUGGCUUUAGCCGCUCAACCCGUCUGGAUGUCUCUUCCCGCUUCCUGGGGUUGUCCCCAGCUUGGCCGCCUCUUCACACUGGCCACAUUUUGAGAUUUGGGAGGAAGGCAAGAGACUGCUUGGGUACCCCUCCCCAGAUUUUCCUGAAGGUUAUCUAUCCGGGGGACAAUUCUGUCUUCCCUUGCCCAGCCACGUAACAUAGAAAAAGAUAACCACUUAAUUUACUUUGUUAAUGGCAUUGUUAAUGGAGCUGAAUGAGAGUUGAUUGAACAACACCGAGCUGCCUUGAGGUGCAUUCCAUCCUUUCGUUAUCUGACACCAGAGGGAACUUUUGCUCUCCAUUAGGAGCCCUCUGGUUAAAGGAAUAUCAGUCCUCCUGGAGUCACUCUUUCUUCAAACCAGGGAAGCAUUUGAUAAUCUAGUAGAAGCAGGGAUGCCCAUGACAGAGUUACUUUCUAGUCUGUCUGUGUUCUGCGUCCUAUGAUUUCACAGAGCACAGAACUGAAAUUGUUGAAAAUCCAAAUUACAUUUUAAAACCCAGAAGCAGGUUCCUAGCACUCAGCGUUGCACACAGAAGUCCAUAUAAACGAGCGUGCAGCACUGGUGAGCUCUUUCUGGGGACAUGGCCAAAGACCCAGCAAGGUUUGUGGCCUAACAGGGUGUGGCCCAGCCCCGGGGUCUAGUCCGUGCCAAGCUUCUCUUUGCUCCUUGUCUUUCAGCUCACAGCCAUGGGAAAGCAGAACAGCAAACUGCGCCCAGAAAUGCUUCAAGACCUGCGGGAGAACACCGAAUUCUCUGACCUGGAGCUGCAGGAGUGGUACAAAGGCUUUCUGAAAGACUGUCCCACGGGCAUCCUCAACGUGGAGGAGUUCAAGAAAAUCUACGCCAACUUCUUCCCUUACGGUGACGCCUCCAAGUUCGCCGAGCACGUCUUCCGCACCUUUGACACCAACGGCGACGGCACCAUUGACUUCCGAGAGUUCAUCAUCGCGCUGAGCGUCACCUCCCGGGGAAAGCUGGAGCAGAAGCUGAUGUGGGCCUUCAGCAUGUACGACCUGGAUGGGAACGGCUACAUCAGCAGGGAGGAGAUGCUGGAAAUCGUCCAGGCUAUCUACAAAAUGGUCUCAUCAGUGAUGAAGAUGCCAGAUGAUGAGUCAACCCCUGAGAAACGGACGGAAAAAAUCUUCCGACAGAUGGAUACCAAUAAUGAUGGCAAACUGUCCCUGGAGGAGUUCAUCAAAGGCGCCAAGAGCGACCCCUCCAUCGUGAGGCUGCUGCAGUGCGACCCCAGCAGUGCCUCGCAGUUCUGAGCACCUCCCCGCUGCCCGGGAGGCCUCCGGAUGAGUCCACCUCCCCAAACGGCACCCAACUUCGCCGGGCCGCCUCCGAGGAAGUCACCAGCCUCCUCCCGUUCCUGCUGGGAAACUGGACAUCGAAGCAAGGAGCACCUGCCAGUCUACUGGUUUUUCCUGACUCACAGAUUCUUUCCCCCCCUUUUCCCCUCCCUGAACACUGUAGUUUGGUGUGAAUGUUACACAGCAUGGGUUGCGGCUGAGGUUGGCGAUGGCAAACCUGGAGUCAGAGGACCGGUCCCUCUUCUGGCAACCCUCUGCGUUGGGGUCAGCAAAAGGUACUCCUCGCCCACAACACCGCUGGCUCGUCCGCCAGCUGCGGGGGCUCCGAGUGCGAGAGCAGGCUGCGGCUCAGGCUGCAAACGCCAGCGAGGCCUUAGGGCCGCCGAGAGGGACCCUCGCACGUGCCUGGGUCACUCAGAAUUGGCGGCAUAUAAAUUUAACAGAUUACCAUAACAAAUUGUUAAAACGACACUAGGGCCGCCCUCAGCGGCUGGCAGAUUACGUUACGUAAAUGUAGUACAAGUCUGCCCCUUCGCGUUGUUCAGGCGGCUUUCAGCGUAGCAGGGCCGGUAUUUCCGGCCAGGAUACAGGCACUGCUGAGGACCAUCUGGAUAAUCUGUAUUAGGGCUGUGCACCCUUCAAAAAUGCUCUGGACUUGUGCUUGUUCCGCACCGCUCUGCUCUUCCUUAAAGCAGCCCUCCUUUCCGCAGAGGGGCAGAGGGGCGCUGAAGCCCAGGCACUUCAUUUCUGAAGAAUGCCCAGCUUUGCUCUACACUCAGUGGCGCUCGAAUGCAAACCACCUUAGCUUAAAUGCAGCAGCCCAGCGCAGACUACCUUAAAAGGAAUCAUGGCUACAGACCCCCACCCUCUGCCCUCCCCUCAUCAGGCUUCCCCUUGCCGGGCCUUUUGAUUCCGGUUUGCAGCACAAGGGGAGAGGGGCUGCUUCUCAGCCGAGGGGAGCUGACAGCCCAGCCCCUCUCCAGGCGACACAGCCCCCCAACGGGCAACCGACAGCUUUGGGGGCAGAGGGGUCAUGCUUGACCAGCAGAGGAGAGAGACCAGCUCGCAGGAGCUGCUGGGUGUGUGGACGCGAGGUGUGAGCUAGCAGCCAGAGCUUGGUGUGAAAGACGUACGUGUAGAAUUAUUUGUUGACUGUCUUACCUGCUUUUCAUUAUAAAACGAUCCCAAUGCAGCUGUGAAAGUCAAAGCCUGGGGAUUUCUUUUGCGCAUGCAAACUGAAGGGUGCGCCCAGAUGUCCA